AUGAAAAACCAGAAUGCCGAAAGCAAAAAACAAGCCGAGGUCGAGGAAAACGAGAGAGCUGCGCGUUUCUGCCAAUCUGCACAAUUCGAACAGUACAUGAACGAUUACAAGCAAUACCUGUUGUUGCUGGAGGAUCGAUUUACAUUUCCGACACAUUUCUUUAACGAAUCAAAGAUUACGCCAGAAAUGCGUAUAGCUGCACUAAAUUGGCUUUCUCAGCUAUUUGUGAGAUUCGAUUUGCUACCAGAAACGCAACAAAUAGCAAUUUACCUAUUCGAUCGCUGUUUGAUUAAUUGCCAAAACACGCUCGAAGAGGUGAACUUGGCCUUGGUUGGCUUGGCUUGCAUGAUUUUGGCUAUAAAAGUUGAUGCAGUGGGUGGACCGAGUAUUUCAGACUGUGCAAAUUAUCUGGUUGCACGGCUUCGAACAUUCUCUACACCGAGCAAU
This is a messenger RNA of Gongylonema pulchrum, 447 nucleotides long. The record is from the annotation of a GenBank genome assembly. NCBI's taxonomy places the organism in Eukaryota, Metazoa, Nematoda, Chromadorea, Rhabditida, Gongylonematidae.